UUGCUACUUCCCUUUAUCAUUUUUAACUAGUAAAUAAACGGAAAACAUUACUCCACAGCUCCAAUUCCUUUCUUCUUCUACUCGAUUUCGCUCAAAACCCCUCUCUCUCUCUCUCUCUCUCUCUCUCUCUCUGCAAAUUUCGUCUCAGAGUUUCAGAUGUCUAUCUUCGAGUACAAUGGAAGUGCCUUAGUGGCAAUGGUUGGGAAAAAUUGCUUCGCAAUUGCUAGUGAUCGAAGAUUAGGGGUUCAACUUCAAACAAUUGCCACUGAUUUUCAGCGUAUUUACCAAAUUCACGAUCGUCUUUUCAUCGGUCUCUCUGGUCUCGGCACCGAUGCUCAGACUCUAUAUCAGAGGCUUGUGUUUCGGCACAAAUUGUAUCAUCUGAGGGAGGAGAGAGAUAUGAAACCUGAAACAUUUGCUAAUCUCGUCUCCGCCAUUUUAUAUGAGAAAAGGUUUGGCCCAUACUUUUGCCAGCCCGUGAUUGCUGGAUUAGGUGAUGAUGACAAGCCAUUCAUUUGCACAAUGGAUUCAAUUGGGGCCAAGGAGCUUGCUAAAGAUUUUGUUGUUGCUGGGACUGCAUCCGAAUCUCUUUAUGGUGCUUGUGAGUCCAUGUACAAGCCUGACAUGGAACCUGAAGAUUUGUUCGAGACAGUCUCCCAGGCAUUGCAGGCAUCAAUUGAUCGGGACUGUUUGAGUGGUUGGGGAGGGCAUGUGUAUCUUGUCACACCAACGGAGAUUAAGGAGAGGAUCUUGAAGGGCAGGAUGGACUGAUGACUCUCUUGAGGGCUUAUCUUUCCCGAAAUUCGCUUGUAUCUUGUUUCUGGAACGCUUUAGUUAGACUUGUAUCCGUGGAUGUUGAAUCUGAUAGGAUAUCUUUGGACAUUAGCUUGUGCCAAUGCUGGCUUCUAGUGCAUUUACUGAACAAUAUGUUACAAUUAGACAUUUCCAGACUUUUGUUCUAGUUGUCGGCAGAGUUCUGUUAAUUAAGAUGAAUUUGGUCAA
Messenger RNA from Beta vulgaris subsp. vulgaris (sugar beet), 1002 nucleotides. Its product is annotated as proteasome subunit beta type-3-A. Bases 157 to 771 code for a protein of 204 amino acids. The record is from RefSeq and is a predicted model, not a curated record. Lineage: Eukaryota; Viridiplantae; Streptophyta; Magnoliopsida; Caryophyllales; Amaranthaceae. The transcript is spliced from 7 exons. Gene Ontology annotation, cellular component: proteasome core complex, beta-subunit complex; proteasome core complex. Gene Ontology annotation, biological process: proteasome-mediated ubiquitin-dependent protein catabolic process.